Messenger RNA from Didymosphaeria variabile, 1062 nucleotides. RefSeq lists its product as uncharacterized. Lineage: Eukaryota; Fungi; Ascomycota; Dothideomycetes; Pleosporales; Didymosphaeriaceae. The transcript is spliced from 4 exons. The record is from RefSeq and is a predicted model, not a curated record. The coding region runs from base 1 to 1062 and encodes 353 amino acids. Gene Ontology annotation, molecular function: oxidoreductase activity.
AUGGUUUGGAAGAACUCGGAGCUCAACCCAACCGAAUAUGUGGUGAACCUUGGCGCCGCCGAAGUUUCCGAAGUUCGAUCUGCUGUUAUCUCGAUCAAAUUGCAGAACCUUCAAUCCGAACAAAUUAGCAAGAAGAAUUUCCCUCUGAGCGAAAAUCUCUCCAGGAGGUUGGCUGCCGUCAGCAAAGAAGUCCAUGAUGGCUUAGGCGUUGCUGUUAUUCGCGGUCUGCAUGCGGCUAGGUUCAAUGAUGAGGAGGCUGUCAUUGCCUUUGUCGGUAUCUGUGCCCAUACCUGCCCUCUGCGUGCCACAGACUCGUAUGCGAACCAGACGUUAAGCCACGUCCUCGAUGCAACUUUUCGCAAGGUCCCGCAUUGGGCUAAGGAUAUCGGUCUGGCCGGCUCAAAAAUCACGACCAAGAUGGAUUUCCAUAGCGACCGAUUCUCCGGUGACGUUCUCGCCAUGCACGUGCGGGAUGACGGUGGCGCUGGCAACGGUGGCGAGCAACAUGUCGCUUCUUUCUGGAGCAUCUACAACGAGCUCCUAGAAAAGGAUCCGGCUGUGCUUGAGACCAUGGCGGAGGCUCAGUGGCCAUUUGAGCUGAAGCAAAAAGACGCAGCUUCUUACUUGGAGCUCGGUCCCACCCUGUUCUUCUCGAAGGGAAAGCCCAUGUGUCAACUCGUCAAGGCGCCGCUUCUAGGUGGUCCUUACAUCCCUCGCGAUCCGGGGAUGCCGGACCUUUCUAAGGAGCAAAUGCACGCUAUUCACGCGGUGGAAGAAGCGGCCCGGAAGGUCUGCGCCCAGCUUGAUCGCCAGCAAGGCGACAUUCAGCUCAUUAACAAUCUGAGUGUUAUGCACGCUCGUGCAGCUUAUGGCAAGAGGGAAGGGCCUAGCACGCGUCAUCUUCUGCGAAUGUUCCUUCGAGAUCCUGAAAACGCAUGGGAUAAGCCUAAAUCUUGGAAGCGCAACUUCGACGAUCCUUUCACGCCUGACCGUCGUCAGGAGAUUCCCGUUCACGACUUUGACCCCUGGCGCAAGAUCAGCGGUCGUGAGAGCCACGGCUAA